UCUGACAAGCCGUGUCGAGACCAAGCUGUCAACGCAGAAGCUGUGUGUUAUCACUAGUAAAUCAAACAAUACUACACUUCAGUGUCUCCCUUAAACAUAUCCUGCACAGAGGCGUCAUUUCUGUCUGUUAACAUAGUGGAUGAUGGGAUCUGCAGAGAGUACAACACGGAAAGUGUCUUUCGGCCUGGAUGAUGGGGACACGGUCCGAAUUUUGCGAGGAGUGAAGCUCUCAGAGGAUGUUCUCCAAAGAAUGAGGGGUGCUAAUGAAUUUUCCAAAUCUCAGACCAAAACCACUCUUGGCAACAAAGAGAACACAGAGCCACAUCUUCAGUCAUCCUCUCAACAACAGUCACAGUCACAGCCACAACCUCAACCACAGCCCCAGCCCCAGGCAACCAGUGGGUCCACAGCAGCAGACGUGAGCGAGGAGCUGAAGAGAAGGUACGAGCGUCAGCAGAGCAUCAUCCAGGAGGAGCUGGCCCGUAUCGCCCGUCGAGAGAGGGAGGCCAGCCGCCAGGACCUGAGUCGAGCAAUGCAGCGCGAGAGAGCGCAGACCAGACAGGAGGCGGACAAAGCCCAGUCGCUGCUUCCCCAAGCAGUUGAGGAGUGGAGCAAACAGCUUGAGAAGAAAGAGGCAGAGCUCAAAGCCUUAGAUGCCUUCUACAAGGAGCAGAUAGCACAACUGGAAAAGAGGAAUGUGGAGCGGUACAAGGCCACCCAUGAGCAGUUCCGUUCUGCUGCCACCAAGUCAGAGUCCCAUGUGAGGCCUCGUAACACAGAGGCUGUGUGCACCAGCCUCCAAGCCCAGAUCCUGCACUGCUACCGGGAGAACCGGGACCAGACUCUCCGCUGCUCCGACCUGGCCAAGGAGUACAUGCAGUGUAUUGAUGCAGCUAAGAAGAAUUUGUUGGUGAACCAUGGCUGAAGAGGAUCACUCCAGCUAGUUGACCCGCCAGCAAAACCUGCCAUCACACACACUUCCUCAUCCGUGCACUGGAGGCAUAGAGGGGCUUUUCCACAUUAACGCCUUCGGUUAUUAUUAUUAUUAUUAUUAUUUUUUUUUUUUUUCAUUUUUAUUAAAUCAUAUUAUAUUAAUUUUAUGAAGUUGCACUAAAGCAGGCUACAUUCAGAAGGCUUUAAGGAAAUAUUCAAUAUGUGAGAGUGGGUAGUAAGUGGAUUUUUAAGUGAGAGACUUGGGUUUGUUUUUAUAAAAUUAUAUUUACUCAGGAAGUCCUGGAAUUGAUUUAUCAGGAUCAUAUGUAUGCAUCGCUUUGUAUUAAACCAUAUCCUCUCAUGCAAUACCUA
Alosa alosa (allis shad) is the source of this 1305-nucleotide messenger RNA. RefSeq names its product MICOS complex subunit mic25a-like. The record is from RefSeq and is a predicted model, not a curated record. Gene Ontology annotation, cellular component: mitochondrion; MICOS complex. The coding region runs from base 140 to 925 and encodes 261 amino acids. The transcript is spliced from 9 exons. NCBI's taxonomy places the organism in Eukaryota, Metazoa, Chordata, Actinopteri, Clupeiformes, Clupeidae.